AUUCUUUGUAACACAGUCCAAGAGCUUGAAUCUGAGACCAUUUCAGCCUUGCAAGAAAGGCAACAAAUAUAUUCAAUUGGACCAAUAUUUCCCCCCGGGUUCACCAAGAGCCGUGUGGCCACAAGCCUGUGGUCCGAGUCAGAUUGCAUCCAAUGGCUCAGCACUAGGUCACGUGGCUCAGUUUUGUACGUGUCAUUUGGUAGCUAUGCUCAUGCUAGCAAAAGAGAGAUCGAGGAAAUAGCCAAUGGGCUUUUGCUCAGCAAAGUUGGUUUUAUUUGGGUACUUCGUCCUGAUAUAGUCAGCUCUGACGAACCCGAAAUCCUACCCGUUGGAUUUGAAGAUGAGAUCAAAGAUCAAGAGCAGGGGUUGAUUGUGCCAUGGUGCUCUCAGAUUGAGGUGAUCUCACACCCUGCAAUUGGAGGCUUCAUAACACAUUGUGGAUGGAAUUCAAUAUUGGAAAGCAUAUGGUGCAAUCUUCCCUUGUUGUGUUUUCCUUUGUUGACUGACCAAUUCACUAAUAGGAAAUUAGUGGUGGAUGAUUGGAGGGUUGGGCUUAAUCUUUGUGACCAAAAACCAAUCACAAAGGAGGAAGUGGCAGAGAAGAUCAGCCGUCUGAUGAGUGGAAAAUCAGCUGAUGAAUUGAGGAGGAAUGUCAAGGAGGUC
Messenger RNA from Prunus mume (Japanese apricot), 663 nucleotides. NCBI's taxonomy places the organism in Eukaryota, Viridiplantae, Streptophyta, Magnoliopsida, Rosales, Rosaceae. The record is from RefSeq and is a predicted model, not a curated record.